GUCUUCGCCGCAGCCGCUGCUCGUCCCUGGGCCUCCGCAGUCUGGAUGCGGCGGCAUCGCCACGAUGGCGUGGCGGCUCCUGCUGCUCCUCGUGGCGGCCCGCGCGGCAGAGCCUUGGACGCGGGCGCCCGCGUCGGUCGCUGGCGCCGCGGGGAAGCUCGCGCAGCCCUCGGUGAGGCCGCCCGUGUACACCGUCGAUCUGGCGCUUCCCGCCGAGCAGCGGUGGGCGCACAUCGCGGAGGCCUACAGGUCGAAGGUGCCGGACAUCGUCGCGUACUUCGAGGCGGUGGUGCCCAGGUGGGCAAUGCCGCUAGUGGAGGCCGUCGGCGCCAGGAUGGGGGGCUACUUCCACCUGUACGGCGGGGAGAUGGCCGGCUUGGCAGAGGCCCUCGGAGCGAGUCCAGGGCUUAUUGUGCUGAUGAACCUCGUGUACCAGCUGGAAGGCCUCGGCUUGAACUGCUCCACGUGGAACGUUACGGGUCCGACGCGAAAGGACGACCCUGGCUGCGUGGACGUCGACCCUGGCCAGGAGUGGUGCUACUGCCACAGUGCUCACGCUGCGGGCGCCAUGCAGUCACACGAUGGUUUCACCUACCUGAGCCGUAAGCUUGACGAGGCGGAUGGCCCCGGGAUGUGCACAUCAAUCGUUGCGCAGGCCACUGACGGCACCAUCAUCCACGGUCGCAACCUCGACUGGAACUUGCCGGCGGUGAUGCGCUCGUUGGUGGUAGACGUCGAUUUCGUCAACACGAGCAAGAGCGCCGACACGCUCUUUCGAAUGACCACGGCCGUCGGCUUCGUCGGCGGCUUCAAUGGGAUGGCCUACCGCGGGCGGGGCGGCGAUGGCUGGUCGGUCACUAUCGACGCACGCGGCAAAGGCGGCAAGCCACUGGACAACCUGCUGCAGGCGUUGCGCGUGCACUCGCUGACGCCGUGCCAGCACCUGCGCCAUGUUCUUGAGAGGACGAGCGACUUCGAGCAAGGCAUCUCGGCGCUCAGCACCACGCCGCUGAUCGACGAGAUGUACUACAUUGUCGCUGGCACCAAGGCGGCGGAGGGCGCGGUCGUGACGCGGGGCCGCGAGAAGGCAGUCGACGUGUGGCGGCUCAAUCCGAGCGAACCAGACGGCUGGUUCCGCCUGCAGACCAACUACGACCAUUGGAAUCCCGUGCCUGCGGCAGACGACCGGCGGAACCCCGGCAUUGCGAUGAUGAAGGCCACGGGCCAGGCGGGGCUCAGCACCGCGUCGAUGUGGCACGUCAUCACGUCCUUCCCCGUGUUCAACCACCACACGGACAUCUCCCUCAUCGCCAUGCCGCAGAAGCAGAUCUUCAACGUGACUGUCUGGAUGGGCGGCGAGCAUUGA
Prorocentrum cordatum is the source of this 1366-nucleotide messenger RNA. The record is from the annotation of a GenBank genome assembly. NCBI's taxonomy places the organism in Eukaryota, Dinophyceae, Prorocentrales, Prorocentraceae.